Molecule: messenger RNA, 453 nt
Organism: Penicillium canescens
Lineage: Eukaryota; Fungi; Ascomycota; Eurotiomycetes; Eurotiales; Aspergillaceae
Exons: 2
Coding region: 1-453 (150 amino acids)
Biological process (GO): entrainment of circadian clock by photoperiod; circadian regulation of gene expression
Cellular component (GO): cytoplasm; nucleus
Molecular function (GO): DNA binding; FAD binding
Source: RefSeq, a predicted model, not a curated record
AUGUUGAUUGAUCAUGAAACUGCAUCCAACGUGGGAAACUGGAUGUGGGUGUCCUGUACGGCUUUCUAUAGUCAAUACUACAAGUGUUACUCGCCCAUAUCGUUUGGAAAGAAGUGGGAUCCAGAGGGGCAAUUGAUCAGAAGAUACUGCCCCGAGCUGGCCAAAUUCGACAAGAAAUGGAUUUAUGAGCCGUGGCGCGCGCCCAUCGCGGACCAGAAGAAGUUUGGUUGCCGGGUAACAGGGGAUGGUAGUUCAUCGUCGAAAGAAGAUGGUACUGAGCAUACGUAUCCCAAACCAAUGUUCGAUUUCGAUGAGCGACGACAGAUUUGCCUAGAUGGUAUGAAACAUGCAUACGGGGUUGGCCUUUAUGGCAAUGAUGAGAAGGUCAAGAACGGAACUUGGAAAAAAGAAUUUGAUGGAGGGGACAGGGCAGCAAAAAGACAGAAGAUCUAA